UUGUGCGUGUGCUGUUUUCAAAUCUAGCUCUAACCGAAGUUAAACAUUGUCCUGUCUGUACAAACAUGAGAGGACUGUAUGUAUAAGUACAUAACUACAGUGAUUUUAUUAAAUUGUAUGUGCAGAAAUCUAGUUUUUUUGGAAUGCAUCGACGCGGAGGCAGUAAGAAAGACCACCAAAACAAGCCCAGGAAGGAGGACAGUGAUAGCAGCAAGUAUGCGGAGCUCCUGGUUUUUGGCUAUGCCUGCAAGGUGUUCCGGGACGAUGAGAGGGCUAACUUCCAUGAAAAGGGCAAACACCUUAUCCCAUGGAUGGGGGACAAGAACAUCAUGAUUGAUAGGUAUGACGGGCGCGGUCACUUGCAUGACCUCUCUGACUACGAUGCGGACUCCUGGAACAGAGACUACCAGCUGUCGGAGGAGGAGGCCAGGAUCGAGGCCCUGUGCGAUGAGGAGCGCUACCUGGCCCUCUACACCGACCUGCUGGAGGAGGAGGCCCGGCAAGAGGAGGAGUACAAGCGACUUAGCGAGGCGCUGGCAGACGAAGGCACUUACACCGCGGUGGGCUAUCGGUACAGCGCAGACUACUACGACCCCUCACAGCCCACUGAAGAAGAGGAGGCCAACAAGGAGGCUGGAGCAGAAGCGGACGAUGCAGAGGAACCCUUUGUGGCACCCCCAGGCCUCAACAUCCCGUCUGAUAUGGAACUGCCGGCUACGAUAAAGACGCACGCCAUCAUCGAGCGCACGGCCAACUUCGUGAGCAAGCAGGGCGCCCAGUUCGAGGUUGUGCUGAAGUUCAAGCAAGCAAAGAACUCGCAGUUCGACUUCCUGCGUUUCGACCACUACCUGAACCCCUACUACAAACACAUCCUGAAGGCCAUGAAAGAGAACCGCUACACGCCCAUCUCUGAAAGCCAGCCAGCUCAGCAGCAGGAGGACGAGGACGACUCUGACGAUGAUGGCGAUGGAAGUUAUCUGCAUCCGAGCCUCAUGGCGCCUAAGAAGUGCUCCCGGCUGGAGGAACUGAUAAAGCCCCUGAGGGUCAUCGACCCAGACCACCCGCUGGCAGCGCUGGUCCGCAAAACCAAGCUGGAGAGGAAUGGGGCUGCUGCUGCUGCUGCUGCUGCUGCUGCUGCUGCUGCUGCUGCCGCUGCCACGGCUGUUGGCUCUCCUGCUGCUCCUGCUACCCCAGAGCCACCCCCCCAGCCUGAGGAGGAACCAGGCCCCCCUGUAGUCAUCUCUGCACCGCCUGUGCAGUACAACACUGACCCCAACGUCGCUGCUGCAAUGUAUUACGGGUAUUGCAUGCUCCCAGACGGCUCGUACUGCUUGGCACCCCCUCCUCCUCCGGGGAUCGACGCCACCAGCGCCGGCUACUACGGCACUCUGCCCCACCAUGCCAUGAUGCCCCCUCACCACCACCAGGCCUCCGUAGUGCCCCCGCCGCCAGGGACAACCCCGCCACCUCCCGACGCCAUGGCACUGGCCCCAGCUCCUCCUAUGCAUGUCCCGGCCCCUAUCCAUAUCCCUGCCCCAGCCCCUGCCCCUGUCCAUAUGCACGUCCCAGCACCAGCACCUGUUUCUGUUCCUGGUCCUCCCUUGCUGCCCGCUCCUGUGUCUGUGUCUGGCUCCAACUCGGUCUCAGCUCCACCUCAGCUGUCUCACCCCACCACCCAGGCUGGCAGCUCCUCCACAAGUGCCCAAGCCCAGGUUCUGGCCACCCCAGUCCCGGUGACUGCCACUACUACCUCAGCAGCGCAGGCAGCAUCCCCUCCACACCAAACCAUCAUCCCGCCACCUCCAGACAUCCAGCCCGUCAUCGACAAGUUGGCCGAGUAUGUGGCCCGCAACGGCGUCAAGUUUGAGGCCAGUGUCCGUGCCAAGAACGACCCUCGGUUUGAUUUUCUGCAGUCCUGGCACCAGUACUACACCUAUUACGAGUUUAAGAAGCACUACUUCAUGCGGAAAGAAGGCAGGAGUCUGCCAGAGACAGAGGAAGAGGAUGGACCUGCUAACGGUUCAUCUGACAAAGCGUCUAACGAGGGCAAAAUGAAAGCAUCCUUUGCCCCGAUUUCCUUCGCCAUCAAGUCCAAGGAGAACGACAUGCUGCCGCUGGAGAAGAACCGUGUGCGUCUGGACGACGACUCUGAUGAUGAGCGGGCCGUGGACGAGGACGAGGUGGAGGGGGCCGUGGCGUCAGCGCUAGCUGCUGCUGGGGUCACCACCUCCUGUGGCAGCCCGGCUCUUAGGGAACCCCCAGUGGCCCCACAACCCCCACCAGAGGAGAGGAAGCCCACUCUAACUCUGGAGGAGCUGGAGGCAAAACAAGCCAAGCAGAAGCUGGAGGCGCGUCUGGCUGCGGCGGCUCGUGAGAAGCUGGCCCAGGCCUCCAAGGAGUCCAAGGAGAAGCAGCUGCAGGCUGAGAGGAAGAGGAAGGCCGCCCUCUUCCUGCAGACGCUACGCAGCCCCGACGCAGACACCAGACACGCACAAGAGACACCAGCCGCUGCCCCAGAGCCUGAGGUCAUGCCCCUCAUGGCUGCCCCUGCCCCGCUCCCCCUGAUGUCAAGGGUGCCAAUUCUGCCCCCCGACUACCAAUCGGGUGAGCCCAUGCCACUACCAAGAGCCAAUGAGAUGUCAGCACAGGCCUUCUCCUCCUCCUCUUCCUCUGCCUCUGCCCUCAUCACCUCCUCCUCCGCUUCUGCCUCGCGGGGCUCGGAGAGGGAGCGAGACCGGGACCGGGACCGGGACAGGGAACGAGGGAAAGAGAGAGGAGAAAAGGAGAAAGAGAAGAAGAAGAAGAAGCACAAGAGGAGGUCGAGAUCCAGGUCGAGGUCGCGCUCCAAAUCCAAAUCUAAAUCCAAACACAGCCUGCCCAGCGCCUACAGACACCCCAGGUCUCAGUCCAGGUCUCCCAGCAGACGGGACAGGAGGGCGCGGUCACCUGACUGGCGGAGAGAGGAACGAGAACGUGAGCGACACGCUAGCGCCACCUAUCGCCUGGGGAGCAGCGCCGCCCUGGGCAAGAAGCGCUCUCGAUCCAGGUCUCCUCAUGAGAAGAAGAGGAAGAAGAAGAGCAGUUCCAGAUCUUCGGUGAUGAAGGCUGCGUCUCGUUCCCCGUCUGCCUCCCCCGAACGAGGAGGAGGAGAGAAGCAGCAGCAGCAGCCCAACACCCUCUCUGCCAGCCCCUCUCCCCCCACCAGCCCUACAUCCAGGGACGGCUCUCAGGAGAAAGACAAGCAGAUCACAUCAGCCAUCGUCUCAUCUGUCCAGUCCAAGAUCACUCAGGACCUGAUGGCUAAAGUGCGGGCCAUGCUGGCUGCCUCCAACAAGACUACCCUGCCCACCAACCCCUCCUGAGUGCUUGUGAAGGACGCUCUCUGCCUUACCUCCAGAAUGAGAACCAUUGACAACACUCUACACAUGCACAUUUAGACAUUCAAGUACAUAGACACACACACACACACACACACACACACACACACACACACACACACACACA
Engraulis encrasicolus (European anchovy) is the source of this 3504-nucleotide messenger RNA. It is a transcript of the gene sfswap, whose product is annotated as splicing factor SWAP. The coding region runs from base 144 to 3362 and encodes 1072 amino acids. The transcript has 18 exons. Gene Ontology annotation, molecular function: RNA binding. Gene Ontology annotation, biological process: RNA processing; mRNA 5'-splice site recognition. Lineage: Eukaryota; Metazoa; Chordata; Actinopteri; Clupeiformes; Engraulidae. The record is from RefSeq and is a predicted model, not a curated record.